AUGAGUGGGGCAGAGGCUUCACAAUCUGAGGAGCUGAUCCGAGGUAAAUGUAUAAUUAAAGGCAGAUUAUUUGAUAUGUUAUUUGACUCGGGUGCUAUGCACUCUUUUAUAUUUGUGGACUGUGUGAAGGGUCUGGGCUUAAAGUUUGAGGUGGACUUGAUUUGCUUAUCUUUUUCGCAAUUGGAUGUAAUUCUGGGAAUGGAUUGGCUUGCUGUCAACCAUGUGCUGCUGGACUGUAAGGAGAAGACUUUGAUCUUCGAUGAGACAAUGAUAGAGGUUCCAAGGCUUAUGAGCCAGGGAGCGUGGGAGAACACGGUGAAUGCCAAGGCCUUUAUGGUUAUGUUUUCAAGGGAAGCCGAAAGUGUGGUGGAGCUGGAGUACAUUCCAAUAGUAAAGGAUUUCUUGGAGGUGUUUCCCGAAGAUGUUUCCGAGCUGCCACUUGAGAGGGAGAUAGAGUUUGCUAUUGACCUCAUUCCAAGAGCAAGCCCAAUUUCUGUGGCACUUUAG
Abrus precatorius (Indian licorice) is the source of this 507-nucleotide messenger RNA. RefSeq lists its product as uncharacterized. The transcript has 2 exons. Lineage: Eukaryota; Viridiplantae; Streptophyta; Magnoliopsida; Fabales; Fabaceae. The record is from RefSeq and is a predicted model, not a curated record. The coding region runs from base 1 to 507 and encodes 168 amino acids.